GGCUGACGGAGUGGGCGAUGGCGGGGCCCAGGUUGGGAGCAUAGUCUGCAGCCCCUCACUAGGCGCGAGCGGCAGGGCCUGCACCAGAGCCCACCCCCACCCAGGACACUGCGGGAAGGCGAGGAGCCAGGGGAGAGGAGACCGAGGAGGAGGAGAGGUAACCCGAGAUGGAUCAGCUACUGGAGGUUGCCCUACGGCUGCCCUCGCUCUGCCUUCGGGCUGUCCUCUCCCCUGUUCCUGGGGCAGGGAGAUAGACCCCCCCUGCCUCGCCCCCAGAAAAUCUCUCCAGCAGCUGGAACCCAGUGUUGGGCAGCACCCGCUCUUGUCCGCAGAUGCCUACAUCGCUUCCAUUGGGGUGGUGAACAGAUGGUAUAUGCUUAUCGUUGAAGGCCCAACUCAACUGUCUCCUCCUCUGCAAAGCUUUAUGGACCCCUUGCAAAAUGAGCCACUGCGCGUUUCACAGGACUUAGUACGGCCAUUCGCUGGCUGUGUGACCUUGGGCUCAUCCAGUGAGGACUGGAAGCUGAGGGCUCUAGGCCCAGGCAUCAGAGUGGAGCAUGGCCCCUAGCCCAUGGGGCCGCGUAUGCGGCCUCUUGCUGCUGUUGCUGCUGCUGUCCCUGGGGGCUGGCCCUGCUGUGGGCCAGGGCCUUUCCAGGCCACAUGAGGACUCGGAACCACACCUGCUCCCAGGAGCCCACCCCAAGGGUCCUGUUGGUACAGAGCCUCAAGCCAUCGACUUCUUCUGGGAGAAGCCCAGAGAUGAGAGCCCCAGAUACUCCAACGUCCUCCCUGCUGAGAAAGUGCCUGAGCAGUUUGCAGACUCUCCCCUUGGCCCAGCCCUGCAUGGACCUAAAGCAGCCCAGGGGGCUCAGAGAGAUGGGCUCCCAGUAACUGAUGACCUCCAGAUGGCUCAAGGACCAAUUUCUCAGGGCUGGACAGGACCUCCUGACUUGCAAGAGCCUCUGGAGCAAGAAGCAGCUGUGCCCCAUCCAGUGGGCCCCCCCCAUCUCACUGUCAUCCCCACAACUCCCAGACUCCAAGCCACAGUUCCUCCCUCCCCAGGGGAGCCUACCGACCAAGUAGGACAACGACCACUUAGAGAUGAGGGCUUGGUGGUCCAAGCCAAGAACGGGGUCUCAGAGACAUCCCCCUCAGCUCGCCAGAAUCCUCCCCACACUCUUGUGCCCCACUGGGGCACUAUCAGGAAGCCAGUGCUAGAAGAACAGGGUGGGGGUAAGGAGGACUUCCAGGAGGCAGCGCAAGGCCCCCUCUUCAUGCAGCAAGAUCCAGCAACCCCUGAAGUUGGCUUAGUGUCCCCAGUUGAGGUGGCAUCCAAUCAGGAGCCUGCAUCCCAGCCAGACCUGGCAUUGGCCAGAAGCCUUCCCCCUGCCGAGGAGCUGCCAGUUGAGCCCCCCCAGAAGGCUGGAGAUAGGGAGACAUGGGCAGUCAGUUUUCCAAGUCCCUCACCUAAGCAAGUGGAGGUCCCUGACGUUCAGGGAUCACCAGGACCCCAGCCCUCAGGUCCCCCAGCCUCAGAGACUCCUGAUGGGCAGCCCAAACCAGAGAUAGCAGCAAUGAAUGGAGCAGAUCCCAUCUCUCCCCAGCGGGUGAGAGGAGCAGUGGAGGCCCCACGGACCCCCAAGUCCCUCAUCCCUGGCCCCUUGGACCCUGGCCCAACUACAAAUGGAACAGAGAGCCCUGUGGGGCCCCUGCAGCCAGAUGAAGCUGAGGAAUGGCCGGGGCGCCCCCAGAGUCAUCCCCCAGCACCCCCAGUCCAGGCCCCCUCGACAUCACGCCGGGGCCUCAUUCGGGUCACCACGCAGCGUGCCCUGGGCCAGCCACUCCCUCCGGAGCCCUCAGCCACCUCCAUGGCAUCAGCCCCAGCCUCCAGCCCCCCUGCCAACGCCACCGCACCGCCCCUGCGCUGGGGUCCGCUGCGGCGGGUGCUGAGCUUUUCCUGGGAGCUGCACGUCUAUGGGGUGGGGGUGCUCUUUCUGCUGCCUGCAUUGCUGGCACUGGCCUCUCUGGCAGCCGCCCCUGCGGGGCCCCGGCUGGCACUGGUGGCAGCAGUGCUGGUAUUCAUAGCAUCGGGGCUGCGAUCUGCCUACAUGCUCACAGACCCGUAUGGCUCGCAGGAGAGGCUGGGUUUACACGCGGGCCUGGUGCUCUACAAUCUGCCCUUCCCCUUGCUGCUCACUGCGCUGGCGGCUCUGACCCUGCUCGGCCUGGGUGCGGGGCUGCCACAGCAGCUGCAGAACCCGCUUCUGCUGGGAGCAGUGGCCUUGGUGCACGGCGUGGGGUUACUCGCUACUGACCUGCUAUGUGCGAGGCCGACACUCAACCUCCUGGCUCAGGGCUUCUCUUGCGCCUGGGGUGCGGCCGUGGCUCUGGGUACGCUCUGCCUGUGCCGUCGCCGCCUGCUUGACGGGCCGCGAGGCUGGGAUGCCAGCCCGGGCCCGCGGCUGCUGGCCGUGGCGGGCGCUCUGGGGCUGCUGGCCAGUGGCUUACAGCUGGCGGCCGCGCUCUGGCUGUACCCAGGCCCAGGCCGCGUGGGCCGCUUCUCCUGGGCUUGGUGGGGAGUCCACUUCUGGCUGCGCCUGCUGGAGCUGACAUGGGCACUCGCCCUGGCGCUGGCCGCUGUAGCCGCAGUGCGGCCCAGGCCGCCCACGGAGCAUGCGUGCUGGGCUAAGCUGCUGCGCCUGGCGUGCCCCGCGCCCUCCGGCAAGAGCGAGGUGCCUGAGCGACCCAACAAUUGCUAUGCGGGGCCCAGUGGCGUCGGCGUAGGCAGCUUGGACAUCAGCAAGAGCCUCAUCCGCAACCCCGCGGAGGGGGGCCCGCCUGCCACUCCCAGUUCAGGCGCCUGGGGCUCGGCUGCGUCGCUGGGCCGCGGUCCCCAGGGUGGCCCAGGACUGUCCGGCAACAGCGUGGGGCCGGCGCCGUCGAUGAGCGAGCUGGACCUGCGGCCGCCGUCUCCCAUUAACCUGAGCCGCAGCAUUGACGCCGCGCUCUUCCGAGAGCACUUGGUGCGAGACAGCGUCUUCCGGCGCUGCGGCCUGCGCGGUCUGGCCUCCCCACCGACUGGGGGCGCGCUGCGUCCGCGCCGGGGCAGCCACCCCGAUGCCGAGUUAGACGGCGCGGGCUCCUCGCUCCUCCGUGGCCGCUGCCGGUCGCUUAGCGACGUGCGCGUACACGGGCCGGUUCCACCACACAUAAUGGACGCGCCUGACCAGGCGGCUUCUGGCAGCUCGAUGGACAGCUUCUCCCGGGGCUCCCUCAAGAUCAGCUGGAACCCGUGGCGCCACGGGCUGUCGUCGGUGGACAGUCUGCCCCUAGAUGAGCUGCCCAGCACUGUGCAGCUACUGCCUGCCACAGCCCCUGCUCCCGCCCGGCCCGGGGAACCCCCGAGUGAGGUCCAUCCUCACUGCAAGCCUGGUGACUCCCGCAGCGCCUCCAGUGACACCAUUGAGCUCUGAGCUGACUCCACACUGCUGCAGGACCAGGGCCCCACAAUCGGUGGUCCAAAGGCACGGCCGACUGGGACUGUUGAGUAUUUAAAAAACUCAUUCCCGGACCUCAACCUGACUCUAGCCUCCAGAGACAGCCGGAGUACUCGAACCCACCCACCCCCAAUUUUUUGUUUAAAUAUUUUUUUCCAACGGGUGUUUUGCACAGAGGCUGUGACUUAAGCGGAAUACAGGGUGGACAUGCAUGGAUUUAAGUAUGGCGGAUGGGGUCCAGGUGCCCCAAAUACCCCUCCAGACUCCCCAAUGUGGAGGGUUGAGUGAGGCUCGCUUGUGCAGAUUGACUGUCCUCUUUGUGCCAAAGAAAUAAACCCUUAGGACUUGGCUUAUGCCUCCCUCUGGCCAUGACAGGAUCCUGUUCAGAGACGUAGGAGUGCCCCUUCCCCACCAAAAAAUAAUUCCAAGUCCUGUGUGUGGGGGGCAUGGGAGGACUUGCAAAGGAAAGGGCACUGGACCCUCAGCACCUUUAGAAAUAAUGGCUACCAGUAUUUUAUUGACCAUCUUUUUUUUUUGUGCACUGUCUUCUGCUCUUCACAUUCGUCACAUUUAAUUCUCAUGGUAAGCCUGAGUGAAAAGCAUUAUCAUGCCCAUUUCAUAGAUGAGGAAAACAAAGUUCAGAGACAAAAGUCAUUUAUCCAGGGUCUUUGGCCCAAAUGAUAGCUGGUACUGAACCCAAAAAGUUCCACUCCUAAGGCUGGUUCCUCCAUCCUCCUUCUCCUAACACUACUUCAGC
Molecule: messenger RNA, 4254 nt
Organism: Rhinolophus ferrumequinum (greater horseshoe bat)
Lineage: Eukaryota; Metazoa; Chordata; Mammalia; Chiroptera; Rhinolophidae
Gene: PRRT3
Product: proline rich transmembrane protein 3
Exons: 4
Coding region: 558-3473 (971 amino acids)
Source: RefSeq, a predicted model, not a curated record